AAAAAGGAAAGAAAAAAAAUGAAGUGAUAGGGUUUUGGGAAAAGAUAAAAAAAGUCAAGGGAGAGAGAAAGAAAGAAAGAAGAGAGAAGCAUCUCCAUCCUCCAUUAUAAAUACGUGGUGAAGAAUUACUAGGCUUUCUAAUCUCCACCACCACCACCAAAGAAAAAAAUAAAAUACAGACUGUUGUGAUUUCUCAAGGGUUUGGAGGAGAGAGAAAGUGGAGAGACAAAGUCAUGUACAGAUAGAGAAGAAACAAGAAAGAAGAAAGUUUUUCUCUCUCUUCAUCUCUACUUUAUUCUCUACAAAAGAAAGAAAUAGCAUCGUUUCAUAUAUAUAUAUAUAUAUAUAUACUCUUUUUAUAUAUGUUGCGCAACGAAGAAGAAGCAGAAUCUGAGGAAAAACCCUAUUUUAUGUAAUCUUCUGAUAAAAGGACUGAAUUUUUUCGUACUCGAAGUAUUGAUUCUAUGUUCAUCUUGUUCACUUUAUUCAGUCGGCAAUUUAUGUAUGUGGAAUGGUGUUUAUUCUCUGUUGAUGAUGAUUUUGUGGAAGUAUUAUAGUUUAAUUCAGUGAAUAAUUAUACGACCAGUUGAUUUUAUUGGAAGAUCUGUCAAAUCGAGGAGUUGGAGUGAAGAUCGAGUGAUUUCGAUUGAAAAAUUGCAGAUUUCGUUUUCUUGUGAACCAGGAACUUUUUCUAUCUAUUUUGAUCGAACCAUCUUCUAAACAGAUUGCAUAGAUGUGUGUUAAUGGGAGAGUCUAUUUAUCUACGCUCAUGCUGAGGACAUGUUGGAACUUACAAGCCUAAUUGAUUCUGAUCCAGCUUGGAAGUUUUUAAAAGGUAGUCGGAGUGCAUCAAGACGGGCAAGAAAGACAGGUUAUAAAAGCUUAAAGGAUUACUCAGGACUGUUCUGCACAAGCUCAAAGGGUUUCAUCAUGCCAGUAUCUGAGAUUGAAAAGCAUGGAGUAUCAACAUCAGGUCGUCGCUUCAGUGACAAGGCAGAGCAUGUACCUAUCAAAAAGAGAAGAUUCUUAAUCAGGUCUCCAUCGCCACCACCAGUUGCAAUUUCUCCAUGCACUGAGGAGACCGCUGAUCGUACAAGAAGUCAAGAUGUUUCAGAGAAGCUUUUACCAUUGCCAUCUUCUUCUGACAUUAAUUUGAAUCAGAUCGUUGACAAUGAUAAUAGCAUUGGUGCUAAGAAAUCUGACAAAUCCAGUGACAGAUUCAGUGAAGAUGAUGAUUUUUCUGGUAUAUCAAUACUUGCAGCUGCUGCUUGCAGUAGCAGUUUGGGAAGAGAUUGCGGUAAUACGGAGGAUGGCUUAGGCAAUGAAAACCCUUUAGUGCUGAAGCGAGCUCAUGAUGUUUCUAGCAUUAAUUUAUCUUGUACAUCCACAGAGCCAGUUCAAGAGCUUCCAUCUGUCUCAACUGCUGUAAAUCCAUCUCAUAAAGUUGCAAGUGUUAGCAAAGGCAUGGAGGAUGCUUCUUUGGUGGCAGAUUCUCCAACCUUCUCUGGAAAUGUUUCGUUCUGCAAAGAAGAAGAAAUAGUGAGAAAUCAGGGGGUUUCUUCCCGAGACGAGAGGUUGCAUUGGGACUUGAAUGUUGUGGUGGAUGCUUGGGAGCAACCUUAUGAUGAUCCAGGUGCUCAAGGUAUUGUUGCUCAUAGCAUUUCUCAAGAUGCUGAGAAAAUUAAUCAUAAUGAUAACAGGGAAGCAGAAGGCCAUGAUCCUCGAGAAAUUCAGGGAACUUUAUAUGCUGCACAAAACUCUCUACUCUCUGGUGGACCUAUAGUAUCAGCCAAUCAGAGUGCAGGCGAGAUCAAGAACAAUCAUGAUAUUGAUGCUUGCCUGAGUGAGCAGCAUCUUUGCUCAAAUGAGAAGUCUCUGUCAUCCAACUGCAACCUCAAUUUGGAUGUCAUGAAGUGCAUGGUUGAAGAAGCCAGAUGCAGGCAUCAUGAGGAAACCUUCAAACCCAUUGAUGGGUCAGUUGUUGCUGUCCCUGAUCAGACGAUUCAAAUGUCUGCAUCUUGUACUAUAAUUAAGGCUGAGGAUGUUUCUAUGAAGAGUGUAAACUCGAUCGAUAAAUCUAUUGGCUACCAGCCAGUGAUGCAAAGCUCCAAGUCAAAUGUUGGGGUGGCUUCCUAUGAGUUACAGAAUUUUGACAACCCAAGUGCUUCCGAUGCUACCUAUGAUCCUGUGUCAGCUGAAACCCAUAUGAGUUUGUCUGUGUCUUAUAUGUCGGACACUCUGUUAGAGGUUAAACCGAAUUUAGCAGUUCCAUACGAUUCGGAGAAAUCUGAAAUUCAAUGUUGUGAAAAAGAUACUCUCAUAGAGAAUAUUGAUGUGAAAACGGUGGAGCCUCGAGAGCUUGCAAAAUUGGCUAUAUUUGAUGAUGACAGUGGCCUCCCUCGCAACGUGGCACCUGACUCUGAGUCCCAAAGAUUUUUGGCGGUUGGAACUGAUGCAGCAGAUGAGCUUCAGGAGGAUUAUGAUUCCCAGUAUGAAGAUGGGGAGCUAAGGGAGUCUAGUGGGCGUGCUUGGGAAGAAUACGGUGCUGUGGACAGAGAAGCUGAAAAUGCAGAAUUUGUGCCGAAUUACAGAGAAACGUAUACUGCAAUUCCAAGCGAUUACCAUGUCUCUGAGUCCGGACAGGUUGAGGACAAAAACAGUGAGAGAAUGGGGAUUGGUGCAGCUGUCUCUGCUCUUGAUUGUAGCAAUGACAAUGAGGUUUUUAGGAAAGCUGCUGAAGUAGUUGGAAAAGAAAGGGGUCAUGAUGAAGUUGACCAAAUACUUGUGCACAAAACGGAACUAACUCAGGGAAAAGAACCACUUGAGAGCAGUAAGAGUUUUUCAGAUAUGGCAAGUCGAGGUGCAGAUGAUGAUGCGAAGAAGAAUAGAAUGCCUAGUCAUAUUGAUGAGUCACUAGAUUCUCGGAUUAUUGAAACAAGAGUGGAACCAAAAGUAUUCAGAAGGGGCUUGCAGUCACAGAUUGAGGGUCUAGUGGCUCGUGAUGAUGCAUAUAGGGAAGAACAAUUCAAGAAAAUGGAGAACAGAUUUGAACCUGGCUCCAUGAGAUCUUUUGAGAGGGUGCGAUAUCCCUUUCAGAAUCAAGGAAGAGGACGCUAUAGUGGUAGUUGGGAUGGUCCAUCAGACAGUCGUAGAGGUUUCAGGCGUCAUUACUCACCUAUUACUCAUGGACAUACUAAAGUUGACGAUGAUGUUGCUGUACGUAGAGAUGACCAUGGAUGUUUUGGCACUCAAGAUGAUGUAUCAUAUUCUCAACACCUUCCAAAAGGUCGAGCUGGUGCUGAAGGAGAGCCUUGUGGUGGAUUUCAGUCACGCUAUAAAGGUGAUAGGAAGUUCAGCCCUGAUAGAGCCGGAGGCUUUGGUCGAGGUAGAUCCUUUAGAUAUGGCCCUUUUGUUGAGGGCAGGGGAGGCAGGGGAAGAUACAAUGGGCCUUCUCCAGAUGAAUCAUUCCAGUCGUCGCUAAAGUAUCGGCACCCUUUGUCCCGUAGAGAUCGAAGUCUUUCUCCUUUUGGAGUGAGAGGGCAGUCAAAUAUACAGCACUCUCGCAGGAAAUCUCCAUCACGCUCAAGAAGUCGCUCUCCUAUUAUUUGGAAUUCUCCAAGGAGAAGGCUGGGGGCUGGAAGUGGUGGUAAUACCUUUCCUAGGCACCGAAGUAGAUCUCCUAAUUUCAGGCCUGAGGUCAGAAUGCAGAGACUUAGGUCACCGCAGCAACAACCUGGUUUUGGGAUUGAUCAUGCCGGGGGUUUUAGGUCGAUAUCACGAAACCAUGGUUCUCCUCCCCGUAACCGAUGGAGUUCUGCUAGGAAGGAUGAACCAGGUCAUUUUAGAGAGAUAGGUUACAAGCAGCGGACUUCGGCUCUUGAUAGAUCACCAGGGAGAAUUCGCUUGAGGGGAGAUAGAGGUAGUGCCGUGGAUUCCCCUCGAAAUUUGAAGCCUGAUGGCUAUUAUAGAUUUUCAGAUAGAAUUCCUGAUGAUGUUGGUAGAGGAGCUAGAUAUGAGGAGAAUUUUGAAGAAAGAAGGAAACAUUAUGAUCCAAUUCGUCCUGCUAGACGCAAUUUUGAUGAUGGUGUGGCAAAUAGAUUGCAUCCGGAUAUUAAUGAGAAUUUUUCCGUGGCAAAUAAUUUUCGUGAUAGAGAUGCUUCGAGCUUUCAGGACAGAGGCUUCAGGGGUAUGGGUAGCCGCAUUGGUGAUGUGUCGAGGAGGUUCAGAGGGGAGAAUCAUUCUUUCAUGCAUGAAAGAGAUGGAAAAUUUCAUUCUAAUGGAAAGCAAUUUGGGGUUGAUGCGAUGGAAUCAUCACAUAAUCUAAAGUGCGAGGAGCAGUAUCGACCCAACUAUACUGGAAGAUUUUCUGACGUCAAUGGAGGCAACAGAGGAUGUCGAUACGAGAACUAUGAAGACAGACGAAAACACUAUGGCUCAACGAAUAUCAUGAGGCGCAGUGAUAAUGAAGACACAGAAAAGAGGUCAAAUCAUGAUGAAAAUUUUAAGGAUGCUCCAGAUUUUAGCAGGGUUACAAGGCGCUUUGAGGGACGAAUUGCUAAUUUAUCUACAAGGUUUAGGGAAGAGGGUGAGCCAAUUGUGUGUGGACAAGGGGAGAAACUUGAUGACAACCCACAGUUAGUUGAUGUGAAGAAUUCUAGCGACAAUGAUGCAACAAAGGGAGUCGGUCCUUCAUAGCUUUGACCUUGCGUUCGUUCUACUAUGGUAUCCAAUGAUCUAUGGAAAAUUUUAGAUCCCUUUUCUUCUCUUCUCAAAGUUUCCGGACAAGAUAGCAUAUAAUGCCUGCAAAGUUUUUGAGGGUGCUUUUUAUUAGUCUACAUUGCCCCUUGACACGAAAUUUGACGGGUCUAGGAAUUUUUUAUAUCCAGAUACCUUUUCCUUCACUGAAUGUGAUCUUAUCUUGGCAUUUUCAACACAUGUAACUCUUGACAUGAUUGUUGUAGGGUUGAAUCAAUGGAGAUUUUUUGGGGCUCA
Molecule: messenger RNA, 4992 nt
Organism: Beta vulgaris subsp. vulgaris (sugar beet)
Lineage: Eukaryota; Viridiplantae; Streptophyta; Magnoliopsida; Caryophyllales; Amaranthaceae
Exons: 5
Coding region: 781-4695 (1304 amino acids)
Source: RefSeq, a predicted model, not a curated record